AUGUCUUGCCCCCGUGUGCAAUACCGUCGGCGCAUGCAUUACGCCACGCGUGGCAACCGCAUGCGCCUAGUGCGAACACCCGGAAACCGUCUCGUGAUGCAGAAGCGCGGUAAGCGGUCGCAGGGCCCACACACUCCGUGGGUACUUGGCCACAAACGUCUCGCUGGCACGAAGGCGUUGCGCCACACAAAGGCGCGUCUCGCCCCACGUCAUCAGAAGACGACUUCGCGCCCAUACGGUGGUGUGUUGAGCCACGAACAGGUACGCGACCGCAUCGUCCGUGCCUUCCUCAUUGAGGAGCAGCGCAUCGUGAAGCGGGCACUGAAGGCACACGCGAAGGUCCAGAAGGAAAAGAAGCGCCGCGCCGCCAAGAGGAAGAGCAAGGAAGAGAAGGUGGCUGCCGUGGCAAAGAAGGUAGCAGCGAAGGUCGGCACCAAGUCCCUCGUCGCGAAGAAGGAAGCACCCAAAAGGAAGGCUGGUAAGGCCCCUGUUGGUGCGAAGCUGAAGAAGUGA
This is a messenger RNA of Trypanosoma brucei brucei TREU927, 513 nucleotides long. Its product is annotated as 60S ribosomal protein L34, putative. Gene Ontology annotation, biological process: translation; ribosome biogenesis. The record is from RefSeq and is a predicted model, not a curated record. Gene Ontology annotation, molecular function: structural constituent of ribosome. Lineage: Eukaryota; Euglenozoa; Kinetoplastea; Trypanosomatida; Trypanosomatidae. Gene Ontology annotation, cellular component: cytosolic large ribosomal subunit; ribosome. The transcript has a single exon. The coding region runs from base 1 to 513 and encodes 170 amino acids.